Soboliphyme baturini is the source of this 4488-nucleotide messenger RNA. The record is from the annotation of a GenBank genome assembly. NCBI's taxonomy places the organism in Eukaryota, Metazoa, Nematoda, Enoplea, Dioctophymatida, Soboliphymatidae.
AUGGACGUCUGUAGUUCGAACGAACCUCUUUACGUACCCGUGAUGCCAUGUCGAGAAGUCGCACCACAAACCGACGUUAAUUUCAACAGCCCUGGCCAUCGCUCUUCGCAGGAUGGUUCAUUUAUACAGGACGAAGAUAUGCAGUUGAUGAUGGACUUCGACUUCAGAAACAUGGAUCCGUGCUUUGUUACCGCCCUGAGCAAGUCGUGGUUUGGGCGCAACGAGAAGUGGGCUAAGACGUUUGAUGUGAACGUCGCCGAGCUAGACUUCAACAACUGUAGCACACGAAGCAUAACCGAUGCGCUUAAGGGUCGGUAUGAGGACUUGCAAUACUCGAACGCGUUUCAAGACGGAAAACUGGACUUUGGCCGUUGUGCGAGGAAGAUGAGUCGGCGACAAGACGAACGGUCUUCUUCUAUGAGCAUACAGCCGCCUCUGCCACGUUCAUCGUCGUCGGUGACGGCGUACCCCCGCCACCAUCACCACGGCAGUUGCAGCGAUGACGUUUGUGACCGGUCGUACUGUUCGUACGGCAGGUCAUCAUCACUGGCCAACGAAAGCCUGUUCAUGAACAGCGGUUGCCUGAACAGUUCUUCGGCUAUGAAAGUGUUGGAGUCAUUUAUCGACAAGCAACCGGUGGCAUUCAUUUCCGCGGACAGCUUGGACUCGAGCGCGAUUAGGAAAGAUGAACUGUUCUUGAAUGCCGCCUGUACGACCAAGACGCAGGACUAUGUGUUGACAUUUGACCAAAGCGGCAAUUUUCCGACAUCUGAUUCAGAGGUGUCGCUUCGACAUGUUGGAGGUGGGGGAGCAGGAGGCAGCAAGGUCAGCAACGGCAUGCAGUGGAGCGAGUGCGGGCCGUGCUCGGCCAAGAAGCAGAAAGCGAACAACCUUGUUAGCUGGGAGAACCUGAAGCGCAGUUACAAGAUGAAUCAGGCGAAGUUCUACACCGGCUCAUACAAGAGCGUCAGCGUGCCGAAUAUGACCUACUCAUCGAACAACUGUUAUCGUAGAAGUGCCGCCGGUGGUUGCGGCAGAAGCCGGGAACCGGCGUUGUCACUCUGGCACAGCCAUCGCUACCAUGCGGAUUUCAGCCAUGGCAGUUGUGGUUGCGACCGAGGAAGCGUUUGCCGCACGCCGUUAUACAACCUGUCAUCAGACGUGGAAGAGAAGACACGCUUUUCGCUGCUGAAUGCUUUCAGGCAGCGCAUGUCCCCGUCAAACGACGAAGACGUGCUGCUUGCGAACGACGGCACGCAGUUCACGACCACCGCUGCUGCCGCCGCCGCCGCCGCCGCCGCCACGCAGCUGAGGUUCGGCAAUUCGGACGAAGUGUCCAGCGGCUAUCAGACGGCUGUCACGCAAUCUUCGCAACAGCCGACGUUUUUCGGGGGUCACGAUACCAGAGACUUUACGGAGAGCUUGAAUUUUUGCGAGAGAAAGCCAAAGAGCGUCGUCAUUGCCGUGAAGGACGCCAGUGCCGGCGACAACAAUCAGAAACCCGGCUACAAGCCUCGAAUGACCGCCGUCGGCGACUACAACUACUGCGAGUACUUCAUCAACGGAAGCUAUUAUGAUAUCAACCACAACGAGAUCGGAUACGUGCCGACCAGCAAAAGUGCAGUUCAGCGCGUCAAGAAGAAGGACAUCGUUGGUGGUGGUGUCGAUCGGGACUUGUUUGCCAUUAGCGGGCAGUCGAGCUUUUGCGAGGAAUUGUACUCGGCUAGGUACAAAGUUGGCGGUGCAGAUGGUGACAGCGGUGAGCCGCCAUCUAAUGGCGGUUACGUCAGGGUGACCGCCGCACAAGGAGGCAGCCGGCUGCUGCUGUCCGAGAGCUUUCGUUCGCGCGACUUUGCUACCCAAGUGCCGGUGCAUGUGUCGGAUAAGGGUGUGCAAACUACAGAUUCUCGAGGGUGCCAUGAGUUCGUACCAUAUGUGUUCACUGGUAGCGCUGCCGCCAACCGCGACAGUGUCGCCAGUUACGGUAAAAGCGCCAGCGUGAAAUCCAACGCGGGCCACCACUGCGCUGCUGCCGCCGCCGUUGCCCCAGGUGGCGUCGACCUGAGGUUCUUAAAACUGUCGUUCGGUUUGCCGCCGCUGAUGCCUACCGUCACGCCAUUUCCGUUGACUCUACUGAACGACAUUCCAGAAACGUCGUCGUCGCUCAACUCGGGCGACAGCAUGAUCACCGCCGACAAGCUCGAUCUCACACCGUCCAGCCCCUUGCUUCCUUCGCCGCCGAGCAUCGUCUAUAAGGACUCGGUGCCCUCGCGAGUUUCCAACUCCGCGGCGGCCGCACUCACCUCUGAAUACGCUUGCGCAUCGCAUAUCCAAGACUGGGACUCGCUGGCCACGCUCUUACCGGAAGACAUUCGCAUGGCCUAUUGCCGCUAUCGGAACGUCUCUGCCACCGCUGAGGGUGGUCAUUGCGGUAACCAGUCGCCGCCGUCGGACCGUUUACAGUUUUCGCGCUCGUUCGAACGUCCUCGCUGCCGGUCGUCCUCCAAGACCGCACCGCCGCCGCCGCCGCCGCCGCAGCGUCAGCCAUAUGGGCAGCGGCAGUCGACCACGUUUGCCGCCACCCGUGCUGAGCGUCGUCAGUACUGGACGGGCCACGCUCACCGUCGUGCACCGGUGUUCUCUGCGCCCCGCAGCUGCUAUACUUCCACCUGUAGGACUCCGAGCUCAAAGUACCCAUUGGACAGUGUCCGUAUGUGUUCGUACCGCGCGCGCCACGGUCAUCGCGGAGCAGCAACUUGUUUCCAUUCAAACUUUACUCCUACUUGUGUUUGUUGCCGUUGCGAUCAUGACUCGAUCGCCUCAUGCUGUUGCAGCUACUUGACGGCAGCUCACCACCAUCAGCUCCGUCGUCAUGCUUGCUGUUGCAACCUGAACGACAGCUACAACGACCACAACGACCCGUUGACCAUGUCAUCGUCUAUGAGUCCGUCUGCUCCGGUGAAUCUCAGUUCAUUGGCCGGUUCAGGCUAUAACUCCAACUGCACUUAUGCCAUGACGACUGCUUCCCAUUCCGAGCUGUUGUCAACCGGCGACGCGGUGUAUCAUCAGAAGUAUCUCCGGCGGCUGAAAAUACCGACAUCUCCGUCAACGACGAUGGACGACGGUGAGUCGCAGGCCUUGGCCACCUCAAACGCCGCCCUUCAUUCCACCAUCAAGCUUCCGGUGUUCUCGGCGUCCGAACCAGAGCCCGAGAAGUCGACGAUGUCCAGCAGCUGCCAAAGUACCACCGCCACGACACUGCUGUCGAACAACGUUCAGGCGGAAAGUCUGAACUAUGCCAAGUCACUGAUCGAUGGCAAAUUUAUGGUGUCCGAAGCGGAGAUGUCGCGCAAGAACGUGAUCGUGCAGAACUUCGUUGUCGCUUGCAAGUACUUCGUCACCUUGUCGGUGAACGGUUCAUGCGAAAAGGAAGUUCAGGAAGUUGUUCAUGAGCACAUUUGUCCGGCGUUCAUUGAACUUCUCCAGGACGGGCUUUUGCCGCCGUUUGGCGUGUGGUCGGUAAUCGUAGCCGCCACUCACCGAGGACCAGCCACUAAAUCCGUCUACGAUCUGGUUGUAGACCUGGAUAAAUCUUUCUGCAACUCCUGCGACCGAAGUCUCAAAAUUAUACUGUUUGUUCAUGGUUUGCUGAAACUUCAGAGCUUGGAUUGCUGGCUAUCGUAUUUGGUGAUGAAGGAGAAACUUAUCAAACAUCAUUAUCAACAAAACGCAUUCCUGCGAGGUGCCCUGUCGCACUACAAGUGUCAGUUCAAGAAACUCGUGUCCGCCAUCGAAUCGCUGUCGCUAGUGAAGUGUAAUUAUCUGGAGAUGUCUUCGCAAGAUGCUGACGAUCGCCUACGCAGCAGUUUUAAGUUCGAGAAGGAACUCGUAUUCGUCUUUUCGACACCGGACUGCGAUGAACUGGAACGGAAACGAUUCAAGGAUCAAGGACGGCGUUGCUAUCCGGAGUCAUUUAUUCCUGUAAAGGUGGCUAACGACUCAAGAAUACCUCGAAGCUCAAAGCCAGAAUACUUAUACGCAUCGAAACGAUCGCCUCCGCCAGAAUACGAUGCCGAACUGCUCGGAUUCACACCAGUGAAGACUGAAUUUGGAGUCCACACGCCUGAAUUAACUGCACAGAAAGAACCUAGGAAAUGUGUUACAUUACGGAUGUCGAAAAAAGAAAAAUACCGGGUCUUGCCCAUCCGCCACCCCCACUUGGUGCUGGAAGAUCUGGCUGACCUGACCAUGGACCUGAUCCAUGACCAGACUGGUAACUUCCGCGGACAUUGUAGUCUGGCCUAUCUCGACUGCCUCCCAUGUGUCGAUUACUGUUGCCGCUCGUCCCCCAUGAACUGCCACCCCGAGGCGACGGCAUGUCUCGUCCUCUUCUGGGAGAUAACAUGCGCCUGUCUUCACGAACCGUUGGACGACUCAUUUCACGCAUUCGAUAGCCCUGGUCUCGUCUUUCCGUCUCUCUUCUGGUAG